GUCACUUCCUGUCCGGUCACUUCAACACAAACAAGAUGGCGGCGCCAGGCGGAGAGAAGGAGGAUGUUCGCGGGAAAACGAGCCCUGAAGCCGGGAAACUGGAGUUCUCCCUGGACGUCCCUUUCCCGACGGCUCGAGAGGCCGAGGUCGCUCUCCGCUCUCUGUCCCCGGACCGAGAGCCGAGGAAGGGGGGCAUCAGUAAACGCCUCUCUGUGUCCGGCAGCACGUUGUCAGUGAGGUGGAGCGCAGACGAAGCUCGAGUCCUCCGAGUGUCUGUCAACUCGUUUCUGGAUCAUCUGUCACUCGUUGUCGAGACCAUGCAGAUGUUUGGCCCCCCCGUUUCCCAGUGAAGCUUCUCUAUGGAUUCACGACUACGAGUCUUCGAUCUUGGACUUUUUCCACAGGACACGGGUGCUCCACCUGGAACAGGUUCAAACUGGAGUUUUAUAAAAGACGUUUGAGUAACUGGCAGCUUCUGGUUUGUUUUAAACUGGAAGAUCUGAAUGUUUCCUUGGAACUGGACCUCGGGGGCCGGUGGUGUGACUGGGGUCGAGUGUCUUUUGUAAAGAUCAGCUCCAGACACGUUUUAAACAUGGAGAUUACUUUUGUGUCAUUUUUGUUUCUCCAAGAACAUUUGAUAAAAAGUGUUAAAACUGCA
Messenger RNA from Platichthys flesus (European flounder), 658 nucleotides. Its product is annotated as EKC/KEOPS complex subunit Lage3. Bases 36 to 350 code for a protein of 104 amino acids. Gene Ontology annotation, cellular component: EKC/KEOPS complex. Lineage: Eukaryota; Metazoa; Chordata; Actinopteri; Pleuronectiformes; Pleuronectidae. The transcript has 3 exons. The record is from RefSeq and is a predicted model, not a curated record.